AUGUCGGAUUACGCGUCGUUAACUGUAGCGCAAUUGAAGGAAUUGUUAAAAGGCAAGAACUUGCCUGUGGAUGGAAAAAAGGCUGACUUGGUAGCCAGACUCACUGAGGCUGGUGCCGGAAACGAGUUGGAUGAACCUAAAGACGCUGUUGAAGGUACUGAAGCUGCCACUAAUUCCGCUGUUGAAGCAUCUGCUGCUGAUGCACCUGCUGCUGAAGCUUCUACUUCGGAGCCUGUUGAAACCGCAGAGUCCACUGAGGCCGCAGAGUCCACUGAAGCAGACAAGCAAGAGCAGAAGGAAAAGAAACCAGAAAAGAAGGUGUUGACUCCUGAGGAAAUCAAGCAGUUGGCGGUGGAUUUGCUUACCAAGAAAAUCAAGAGAGCAGAGAAGUUUGGAGACGAGGCACUGGCCCAGGAGGCUAGAGCCAACUUGGCUCGUGUGGAGAAGUUUGGAGUGGAUCCAUCCACGGCUUUGGCCAAGGAGAUUGGAGCCACCAACCGUGGAAUCAACAGUGAGCUCAAGCCACCCAAGCGUCGUGGAGGAUACAAAAAUGGCGCCAGAUCUAGAAAGAAGUCCAAGAAUUAA
Sungouiella intermedia is the source of this 585-nucleotide messenger RNA. NCBI's taxonomy places the organism in Eukaryota, Fungi, Ascomycota, Pichiomycetes, Serinales, Metschnikowiaceae. The record is from the annotation of a GenBank genome assembly.